UUCACGAGUCCCCAAAAAUAACAUAAAAACAAAUAUUAAAAAAUAAACAAAUUAAGAAAGAAAAAAAGAGUUAAUGUCUUCUCUCUCCGACAAGACAUGUUUAGCACCAUUUCGGUUCCUUCCUUAAUAUCAUCAUCAUCAUCAUCGCUUUUUUCAUCUAAAAUCCCAAAAAACCCCUUUUUUCUCCCAUUCUUCAGAAAAAUCUCUCCUUUAUCUCCGGGAAGUUUCACUCACUGUAGCUUUUCUGAUUCCAUAUCACACUCUACACGCUAAAUGGCUCCGGCGACUGAGUGUCAAAGCUCAUUCCUGAGUCGACUCAGCAUCCGCCGCAACCAGAUCGUCUCCAUGGACGUUAAUCACGAGCACGAGCUCGAAGAACUCGAGUAUUUCCAAAAACACGUAGCUGAGCGUUUCUCUGAGUUAAUACCAUCUCCAUCGUGUCCUCUUUCUUCCUCCUCCUCCUCCUCCGGCGUCGCGGCAGUAUCUCAGCCGUCUGAUCCGAUUCUUUCGAUCCCUUGGUUGGAGAAUCUCCUCGAUGUUUUCAUGUCCUGUGAAGCUGAGUUCAAGGCGGUGUUGAGCAUGACCCAGAUCUCGAAAUCGCCGUCUUUAGAAAGGGUUUUGCCGGAAUUGCUUGAUCGGAUUUUAAAGGCGUUGGAUUUAUGUAACGCCGUUGUUAGCGGGAUUGAUUCCGUUAGACAGAGUCGACGUUUCGCGGAGAUCGCUGUCACGGCGCUUAAACAACGGCCGUUAUGUGACGGAAGCGUUCGUCGAGCUAAGCGUGCGUUAACUAGUCUCCUCGUUGGGUUAAACGCUGAGGAGAGGAGAGAUAGGAGUAGUGGAGGAAGUGGCAGCAGUAACCAAAGAAGGACAACGUCACGGUCUUGGUCGUUUGGACCGCGCAGCAAUGUCAGUGGAGGAGGAUCAUCUGGCCAAAUUAGUAAGAAUUGGUCUGCGACGAAGCAGAUUCAGGCGAUGGUUGCCAAUCUGGUGCUGCCACGUGGAGCAGAAGCUUCUGGACCGGCAAUGCCGGUUUACAUAAUGAGCAGUGUUAUGGUUCUAGUGAUGUGGUCGCUUGUGACGGCGGUUCCUUGUCAGACAAGCAGCGUUCUUGUGGCGCCAUUGCCACUUCCGAAACACCAGAGUUGGGCUAGCGCAUCUGUUUUUAUUCAGGAGAGAAUUGGUGAAGAGAUUAAAAGGAAGCGUUGCGGUGGCGGUGGGUUGAUGGAGGAGAUGCAGAGGAUGGAGAGGAUUGGGAUAUCUUUACUUGAGUUCACGGAGAGGUUUAGGUUUCCGGCAGAUGAAGAAGAGGAGAUGGAAGUUGCGGAGAAGGUGGAUGCGAUGGAGGAGAUUUGCAGGGAAAUGGAAGUGGGAUUGGAUGAUUUGCAGAGACAAAUGAGGCAAGUGUUCCAUAGAUUGGUGAGAAGCAGGAUAGAGAUUGUUUCAGUGCUUGAUCAAGCUUCUGCAAUCUAAUAUGUAAAUCAUCAAUAACAACAAAACCUUUUUCUA
Messenger RNA from Capsella rubella, 1506 nucleotides. RefSeq lists its product as uncharacterized. The coding region runs from base 274 to 1470 and encodes 398 amino acids. Lineage: Eukaryota; Viridiplantae; Streptophyta; Magnoliopsida; Brassicales; Brassicaceae. The record is from RefSeq and is a predicted model, not a curated record. The transcript has a single exon.